This is a messenger RNA of Phytomonas sp. EM1, 2034 nucleotides long. The record is from the annotation of a GenBank genome assembly. NCBI's taxonomy places the organism in Eukaryota, Euglenozoa, Kinetoplastea, Trypanosomatida, Trypanosomatidae.
AUGAGCCUUCUCCGGCUAACGCGAUGUUUGGCAUCCCUUGCACGGAUCCUACCGGGAAGGCUAAGCACGAACCUUAGAAAACACUCCAAACCGCGUCGUAGCCGUUCCGAAUCCACUUUAUCAUCGUCGAAUGCUGUAGAGGUUGAUAAGCAGAAGUCAGCGGAGGGUGUACUUCUCAAUUUUUACCGUCUUUUAAAUGACGCCACAACAUCCACGCAUCCAUUGGCUUUCAUGAAGUUACACGCGGCGGCGGGCGCUGCAAUGCGGCAGUGUCUGCAGUGCGGCAGCGCCGAUGAGGCUCUUGCCGUAUAUCACACCCUCUGCAGUUGCGGCCUUGUCGAGCAAGCCUCAUUGCCUGUCGAGGGGAAUGCGGCGGAGGGACAGUUGAGCCUUGAGAAGAUGGCUCUUGAGGCAUUGCGGUGCAUUCCGCACCGUGUGCGCAGAGGGGCUGUCGUCUCUCAGUUUGUGGUCGCGGAGGCAAGGGAGAAGCUGAUUAAGGGACACUGGCAAAGCUAUUCUCCAGGUUCGUCUAGCACUAGGAGGCCCCCAUCUCCAGCGGCAGCGGAAGCCGCCACAUUUGCUUUUAAUAUUACCAAAGGCGGAAAAAUAUCUGAAGUGGAGCGGUUCCGUAUCGAUCUUCACCGCAACAUCCAGCUUUUAUGCACUUCCAAGUAUUCACAACUCCAAAUCGGUCGGAAUUUUUUGUUGAGAAAGUUGUACGACAUCGGAGUCUCCGCGCGCCUGCAAGCAGAAAUUGAGAUUCAACCGAUGUGUUUGCUUUCCGGUGGCGUAUUGUGGCAUCCCUUCGCCUACGCCACACCAACGAUGCCAUGGGCGCAACGUCUAAGCCACUUCGACGACUUGGGACCCUUUCCUGACUCCAUCAAAACCCUGAGUGAGGCUCAAAUGGAGGGGUUGGAGGCUGUGUGGGAAUCAACGGCUUCCCUACGGCAACUGUCCCGUAACACUCUUAUGUUUUUGACCUCGCUUGCCACUGAAUGGGAUCAGAUCUUCCUAAGACGCGUCGCGGAGACGCUUAUUUUGCCUGAUCAGGCCCAUAAUGUCUUUCCUACAUCGUAUAAUCGGCCCCAGACCUCACCAAGCACCGCCAGGCACGAGUCCACGAACGAGACAGACAAGGUUGACGCUCAAGGAAAAAAACAUCUGCCUUCCAGAACAAAGUGGACAGACCCUGCAUAUGAGCUCUUUACAUCUGUGGCCAUGAAUUCCCUAGAAGCUGCCCUCCGGAGGGCGGAGAUCAUUGUGAAGCGUCGGUUCCACCACGGUAUCGUGGUCCCUGACGCGCUCUACAUAUUGCUCUACUCCAAUCAAUUGCAACAGAUGGGGCGGCAUCGUGAGAUUGUUUUAACACAUGGUGUUUUACUCGACCUUUUACACGUAGCUCUGCAUCAUUGUGACCCUCGUCGUUUCAACGCCAGGCGUGUAUUGCGUGCCUUUAUGCUGGCCACAACAACAUCACUUACAAAGCGUAAUUUUUCUAACUCACGACACGCAUCUACUAUGCCAUUCUAUCAGAUGCAUGAUGGCGGGGUCACGGUGCUUGGUCUCCAAGAUGAGUUGGCGCUGCUGGAUGGCUGCCCAGAACGUUUCUACGUUGGCGAAUCCGGACUUGCUGGGGACGCUUUGGGCGGCCUAGCGUACUCACAAGCACUUCAGCGAGCAGGGCAGCAAACCCAUAGCCUCGGGCAUCUUUCGGCAGUACUAGUGGCCAAACAACUCGAAAGAAUGGUGAACAUUCAUCGCAAAGGUCUCAGCUUCGUGACCGCGAUGAGGUCAGAUAGUGAAACACAAAAGAUGGGCCUUAGCCAGUUUGUAGAUGAUAUCGUUAACUGCACUUUUCCCCAAAUCCCUGAGACAGAAGACUGCGAAAAUCAACGACCGCAACUUUUCAAGAAUCAACCUCGUUCAUACUGGUCUCGUAGCUCUGUGGUAGUUGCCACCACCAGCGCUAACACACGGUCAUUGGCUUUUACAUUAGGUAUCAACACAUUCCCACCAAUUAGUGCGUCAUAG